GAUUUUCUUUGCACUUUCAGGGCCCUGGUCAGGUGCCUGGUCUUUGGUGACGUCCGCUCAGUCCUGUAGCAAGGGCCAGGGAGGGAUUCCCAGAUCUUGAGGGUGACGCUUGGGGUUUCCCCGUCUGAUAGGAGCAGAGGGCCUCGCCCUCCCCCAGGCGGGGCUUUGAACACUGGAGGCCGCGCUCUGGCCCCGAGGCUGCUGAGCUCCCCAGACACCCAGCUCCCGCAGUGCCAUGGGUCAGCUGAUAGCCAAACUGAUGCGAAUCUUUGGGAGCCAGGAGCACAAAGUCAUCAUCGUGGGACUGGACAACGCAGGAAAGACCACCAUUCUCUACCAGUUCCUGACCAAUGAAGUGGUCCACACGUGUUCCACCAUUGGCAGCAAUGUGGAAGAAAUAGUUUUUCAGAAGACCCACUUCCUUAUGUGGGACCUAGGGGGCCAGGAGGCGCUGCGCCCCACCUGGGACACAUACUACUCCAAUGCUGAGUUUGUCAUCCUUGUGAUCGACAGUACAGACCGGAAGCGAUUGCCAGCCACUCGGGAGGAACUGUAUAAGAUGCUGGCCCAUGAGGCACUUCAAGAUGCUUCGGUACUGAUCUUGGCCAACAAGCAGGAUGUAAAGGGCUCCAUGACCACAGCAGAGAUCUCCCGAUUCCUCAAACUCAGUGCCAUCAAAGACCACCCGUGGCAUAUCCAGGGCUGCUGUGCUCUCACGGGAGAAGGGCUGCCAGCUGGGCUCCAGUGGAUGCAAUCCCAGGCCUCCACCAACUGAUGCCCCAGCCUGAGGCCAAAAACCAGAGACCACAUGGCUAUCACCCGUGAGAAACGCCCGUCAUUUGCCGGUGCAAACAUGGUGGCUGUGGACAGAGUCGACCACUGUCCUGGCACUGAAAGCUGGUGCAGACAGGACCGCAGAUGAAAUGGUCCUCACUCCAUCACUGUAAGGAGACACAGGGGAACCUGCCGGGUGUGUUGGGGGCUGGCUUCGCCCAGCCCUCACCUUCUGUCUGCCCGGAAGGCAAGAGAUCUUUGACAUUGUUCCGUAUCCCCUGGACAGAGGAGACUCCGAUAAAGGAGACCAACGGACCCUGCCAAAAGCUGGGGGCGGGGUGGAGAGCGGGAGGGUGGCUCGGCAGACAGAGGCACCCCUUGACCCUGCAGGAGGUCGAAGCCCUCUCGUCCUUAGAUGCUGAUUCUGAGCACAGCUUUUGGAGGGGUCCAAGUCACCACAUGGAACCUUCUUCCCCUCAGCGUCCUCCCGAGGGGAGUCCUACUCCUCUCAAAUCAAAGAUUUCUACAGGACCUGCUCAUUUUGUCUUUGUGUCUUGUCUUUUUUUUUUAAACAUCACAUUAAGAUUUAAAAGGUUAAGGUACAUAAUAAAAGCUCACCUCUUGUUUCUGUC
This is a messenger RNA of Psammomys obesus (fat sand rat), 1406 nucleotides long. RefSeq names its product ADP ribosylation factor like GTPase 5C (gene Arl5c). NCBI's taxonomy places the organism in Eukaryota, Metazoa, Chordata, Mammalia, Rodentia, Muridae. The record is from RefSeq and is a predicted model, not a curated record. The transcript has 6 exons. Gene Ontology annotation, molecular function: GTPase activity; GTP binding. Gene Ontology annotation, cellular component: cytoplasm; trans-Golgi network. The coding region runs from base 236 to 775 and encodes 179 amino acids. Gene Ontology annotation, biological process: intracellular protein transport; protein localization to Golgi membrane; vesicle-mediated transport.